UAUGAAACAACCCCCGAUUACUGGUGUCUUCUUCCUUAAUUUCCCAGAUUACAUCCGCCGAGAUAGUGACGGAGCCUCUGAAGAUGGCGAAGACUGCCAAGAUCAAGAAAAAUGCUACGGCAAAUCCGCGAUCACGAGCGUCUAAGAGAGCCACGUCUCCAUCCAUUGACGUCGAUAAAUCCCUGAGGGAGGCCCCCCGAGCAUCAAGUCCAACGCCUCUACUUGCCCCUCGGCCGAACAGUGGUGUCACCAAAGCGAAAAGGAAACAGAAGCCUUUGACAAAAGGCCAACGACGUCGGCACGAAAAAGGCCUGGCAAGGGCAGAAGUCGUGCAGGCCCAACUAUCUAAGAAGGUGGAUGAUGCAGGUUCUAGGUCAAAGAAACGUCGGGACAGAAAGAAGUUGUGGGACGAUGUGAAUAGCGGCGCCUCAAAUUUCGACAAGAUGAAGGCUAUUCUGGGAGAGAACGCAGACGAUGAGAACGAGGAAUGGGUCGAUGAAGAUAUGGAGGCUAACAUGACUGAUGUGAAGAUGGUAGAGGGUGUGCGAGUACCUGCGUUCGCACCAGCCACGAAACUGGUCAUUGUCGACCGAACAGCGUCUGCUCCAACUACUGACGCUGAGGACGAGGUGGAUAAGAUAACGUGAGACAAAGUGUCUAUUUCUUUGGUCUCAACUGUGUCAGCAUCCUCUCGAGCUCGACCUGUUGCUGCCCGUUGGCCUUGUCUCGCAGAGAUUCCAGCGAUGCCAGAUCCUUGGCCUUCAAUGCCUCCUCGCCAGCUUUGACGAUCAUGCCACACUUAACCCACAUCUCGAUACGUUCUGCCGGUUGCAGAUUCGUACAUUUUGGAACGAACGACGCGGCAAGUCGAGUGUUACCGGCACCGAGCACUUCGUUAUAAAAGGGCUGCAAUCUGUCAGGAGAGGAUUGGCUUUCGGAGACGGGGCACUUACCUCCCAACCGAUGGGUGAUCUCUUGUUUUUACUGAGCUCUUCCACCUCGCCCCAUAAUCGAGCUGCAGUCAACGCCCGAAGACGAAUCCACCACCAUGUUUUUUCAGGUACCUUGAAGGCAUUCUGAACACUGGCAGCCCUCUUGCCAUACCCGGACUUGAUGAGUCGGUACAUUGUCUCGUUCACGCUGAGGCCAACAUAACUCCCACUGCUGUCGGUGAUGUCCUUGUCAAAUACUUCCUGCAUCUUGAGUAAUUGACCUGCCUCAGCCAGGGCUCUAGUGUGCAUGGUAGCAGUGGGAUCUUUAGCAUCGGUGAGGAGUCUGCCAGCAAGUUUAAGUUUAUCAAUGACUGCCUGAAUCUGAGACUGUUUCAUGGCUUCUUCCAGCAGGAGAUUGGAGCCCUCGACCGGUCGAUCAUCUUGGUAAUACAGAUCUUUCAAUAGUUCUUGAUCUUGCGCUCUUGCAGAGCUCUCGACGAGCGCCGCUGCCACCGGCUUCUCACUGAUUGUCCGGAGGAAUGUUGCCAGUGGCAUCUUCUUCUUCAGCUGAAGCAGAACAUAGAACACUAGAUCAGUAUCCCCGGAUUCAAUAGCCUUGUGCAAGGCAAUCUCAUCUUCUUCCAUGCUGAGCAGUAGUGGGACUUGUUUUCCUGCUCGCGGCUCGUGAUUGAGAAGGGUCGUCGCGAGAUGACUUCGACCUUCGUCAUAAGCUGCUCGGGCUAUUGUUUCAAAUGAGAUCCCAUGUUUUCCAUGCAACCGCUCAACCACAAGUUCCCUGACUGCAUCAUCGUCCGCUGAUGAGCUUCUGACCUUUUGGCUUGCCCAAUGAAUGUAGAUUUUGUUGAGAGGUAGGUGGAGGAACUCGGAGAGCUUGAUGGCCAGGAGGUAUUCUCUUCUGUUGACCAAUCGUGCAAUCAGCCUCUCCGGCGUGAGGCGGACGUACUGCUCGUACGACAUGAAAAGGCCAAUACGAUAGUCGCGGACAGCGUUCAGUACCCUCAGAUCUUCGCACAUAUCCACGAAUUCAUC
Molecule: messenger RNA, 1982 nt
Organism: Exophiala oligosperma
Lineage: Eukaryota; Fungi; Ascomycota; Eurotiomycetes; Chaetothyriales; Herpotrichiellaceae
Exons: 2
Coding region: 84-647 (187 amino acids)
Biological process (GO): ribosomal large subunit export from nucleus
Cellular component (GO): nucleolus; preribosome, large subunit precursor
Source: RefSeq, a predicted model, not a curated record